GGGCACCCACACACCCGCACCGUCGGUCCUCGUGCACUCUUCAAGCUCUUCGAACUGCUGUCAGGAGUACAUCCCUGCGUACAGUUUCUCGAGAGCGACAGCCAGCGCCGAAGAGUUUGCACUUCUUCCAUCUCAGAUCCGACCAUAAUUCCAACCACCGUUCCUCUUUCUUGAACUCGAUACAUCGACCAAGCAAACUCUAACAAUGGGGCGGCUUAUGACAGUCGCGACUUGCUCGCUCAACCAGUGGGCCCUUGACUGGGAGGGGAACCUUAAGCGUAUCAAGGAAUCCAUCGUGUUAGCGAAGGAACAAGGAGCGACUCUGCGAGUCGGGCCAGAGCUUGAAGUGACCGGCUACGGCUGCCUGGAUCACUUCUUGGAGAAUGAUGUCUACCUCCACUCAUUCCAGAUGCUGCGAGCAAUACUUGAGGAUAGGACACUCGACGGUAUAAUCAUCGACUUGGGCAUGCCAAUCAUACACCGAAAUAAUCGAUUCAACUGUCGUGUGCUAAUCUUGAAUGGGAAAAUCCUGCUCAUACGCCCGAAGCUCUAUCUCGCGAAUGAUGGAAACUAUCGAGAGAUGCGCUACUUCAUCCCUUGGCUUCGCCCUCAACAUAUUGAAGCAUAUUACCUACCAGAGAUGAUUGCGGAAGUUGUAGGAGUACGGACCGUCCCAAUCGGCGACGCCGUCAUCAGCUCCUUGGACACCUGCAUCGGCUGCGAAACAUGUGAGGAACUGUUCACGCCGCGGAGCCCACACAAUGACAUGGGAUUGAAUGGGGUCGAGAUCUUCACUAAUUCUUCGGGCUCCCAUCAUGCCUUACGAAAGCUCGAUACACGCAUCAGUUUGAUCCUCGAGGCGACCCGCAAGAAUGGAGGCAUCUAUCUAUACGCGAACCAACAAGGAUGCGAUGGUGACAGGCUCUAUUAUGACGGAUGCGCCAUGGUGAUCGUGAACGGGGAGAUUGUCGCACAAGGAUCGCAAUUCUCUCUAAACGAUGUUGAGGUUGUCACCGCGGUCGUCGACAUCGAAGAGGUCCGAAGCUAUAGGUUUGCGCCUGCCCGUGGUCUUCAAUCCCUAACUUCGCCUGCAUACGAGCGCAUCGAAGUAGACUUCGCGUUGUCCAGCUCAAAAGGAGAUUUUGAUCCAGAUGUUGUUCUCAAUAGGUCGCAAUCGCUCCGAGUACAUGCUCCAGAGGAGGAGAUAGCCUUGGGUCCGGCUGCAUGGUUGUGGGACUAUCUGCGACGCAGCAAAGCCAGCGGCUUUCUUAUACCACUAUCAGGCGGCAUAGACAGUUGCUCGACCGCUACGCUCGUGUUUAGUAUGUGUCGUAUGGUCAUGGAUGCCUUGAAGAGCGGGAACGAGGUCGUCAAAACCGACGUCGCCAGGGUAGCUUCCUGGGGCCAAGAGGAUUGGUCGCCCAAGACCCCCCAAGAGCUUUGCAACCGUCUUCUAGUCACGGUCUAUAUGGGCAUGGCCACUCAGUCCUCGCAAGAGACCCGCGACCGUGCACAGCAUCUCGCAGAAGCGAUUGGAUCCUACCACAUUGACAUGAACAUCGAUGAUGCGUAUAAGGCGGAGCGCGACUUGCUCACGCAAGCCACUGGGUUCACUCCCAAAUUCAAGGUUUACGGUGGCAGCAAUGCUGAGAAUCUUGCACUGCAGAACAUACAAGCCAGAAUAAGGAUGGUCACCGCUUAUUACUACGCCCAGAUGAUUUGCACAGUCCGCGAGAGGCCCGGGGGCGGAUCGCUACUUGUUCUUGGCUCAGGAAACGUUGACGAAUGUCUGCGAGGAUAUUUAACUAAAUAUGAUUGCUCGUCCGCCGAUAUCAACCCCAUUGGAAGUAUCUCGAAGGUAGAUUUGAAGCGCUUCAUUCACUGGGCGACGGCGAAAUUCGACCUGCCGAUCCUCCAAGAGUUCCUUGACGCCACUCCAACUGCAGAACUUGAGCCGAUCACAUCAGACUACGUCCAGUCAGACGAAGCGGAUAUGGGAAUGACCUACCAUGAGCUCUCAAUCUUCGGACGUUUGCGAAAAGAGCGCAAGCUUGGUCCCUACGGCAUGUUUGAGCGCCUCCUCCACGACUGGCGUGACCAAUACACCCCCCGCGAAGUCGCUGACAAGGUCAAACGCUUCCAUCACUUCUACGCAAUCAAUAGGCACAAAAUGACAACGAUGACACCUGCCUAUCACGCAGAGGAGUAUUCCCCAGACGACAAUCGUUUCGAUCUCCGCCCUUUCUUGUACCCGCCCUUCUUCGAAUCCUGGAGCUUUAAGAAGAUCGACGAGCGGGUCGAGCAGAUCGAGAAGAAGAAGGAAAAGACCGGUUCGAAGUAAAUCUGGGUUGAGCUGACCGAGGAGUCCGCGCGGUGCUGAGCGGGAUGGCUAUGGGAGAUGAUGUGUAGUUUCAGACACUCUAUUAGCGGACAUAGUAAGAGAUUAUUCUCCGCGGUUUACGAGUCAGAAAAUGCAUGUAGCAUGAUAUUACGCG
Molecule: messenger RNA, 2495 nt
Organism: Trematosphaeria pertusa
Lineage: Eukaryota; Fungi; Ascomycota; Dothideomycetes; Pleosporales; Trematosphaeriaceae
Product: putative glutamine-dependent NAD(+) synthetase
Exons: 27
Coding region: 206-2341 (711 amino acids)
Biological process (GO): NAD+ biosynthetic process
Cellular component (GO): cytoplasm
Molecular function (GO): NAD+ synthase (glutamine-hydrolyzing) activity; glutaminase activity; ATP binding
Source: RefSeq, a predicted model, not a curated record